CCGAGGUCGAGUAGAAUGAGAUACAUAUAAAGGAGGCAUUCGACUCGUCUUUCAUCCUAAUUAUCAUCAUCAUCAUCCAUCAAUCUCAAUCACUCAAUCAAUCUACUCAUCUAUCUUCCACUUCCACUUCUACCCCAUCCACCAUCAAAAUGCACUUCACCAACCUCGUCCUCGCCGCCUCGGCCGCCGCCACUGCUGCUGCUCUCCCCGCAGCCCAGUCAACCUCCAACCCCACCUUCGGCCUCAUCGCCAUCGACUCCGGCAGCGCAAUCCAAAACACUGCCUUCAACGCCGCCAAGGGCAGCAUCUUCGCCGGCCUCAAGUCGCAGGACGCCAGCUGCGCUCGCCCCGACGAGCAGUUUGCCACUUUCUACCUCCAGGAUGGCUCGCUCUACCUGUACGACCAGUCUGCUACCCCUCAGCAGAUCUAUGUCGAUGCCUCUGGAAUGGGCCAAGGCAAGAUCGGGUACACCACCGGCGCUCAGCCCGCCCCUGCCAACGCCAACCGUGAUGGCUGGGCCAUCAGCAACGGCCACCUCCAGUUCCAGGGCAAGGCCCUGAUCGCCUGCCCCAACAGCAUCGACGGCGCUUACAGCAUCUGGGCUUCUGCUGGUGUCGACAACCCCGCUGGUAACUCUGGCUGUGUUGAUAUUGCGGCUCGUGUUGAGGAGACUUCUAACCCUAACGGGUGUGUCUACACUCAGUAGACUGUCUGUCUGUUGACCGUCGUUAUUGAGAGUUGAGGUGUUUGGAUUAUUUCAUUUGCAUUUGCAUUGUGUACUAUUAUGCAUUCAGCAUUCAGCGUGUUGGCUUGUUUGUUAGACUGUUUAGGUUGUUAUUAUUAAGUUGAACAGAAUAUAGAAUGGCAUAUCAUCAAGCAUAUAUAUCACAAAGCAUAGCCAGCAAUAUCAAGCACAUGUUAGUCUGUACAAUCUCCAUCAUAAUGCGGAAUAAUCCGAAAUAGCAUAUCAAGAACCCCAUAUUGCAAGAACCGGAGUAAAAGCCCCACAACACAUGAACGUCAGACACCUUGGCUUGUCGAAUCCGCAGCAAAAGGUCAAAGAUGAUGGCAUUGUUGUGCGCCACCGGUAUCGCAAGCCCGGG
Aspergillus wentii DTO 134E9 is the source of this 1104-nucleotide messenger RNA. It is a transcript of the gene aspf34, whose product is annotated as cell wall protein PhiA. The coding region runs from base 150 to 707 and encodes 185 amino acids. The record is from RefSeq and is a predicted model, not a curated record. The transcript is spliced from 2 exons. Lineage: Eukaryota; Fungi; Ascomycota; Eurotiomycetes; Eurotiales; Aspergillaceae.